AUGGCUUUAGGGGAGCUGCUGGAAAGACUCAAGACUGUUAUCAAAACCAUAGAUGAAAUCAUGCAACUGGACAACAGUCCACUCCAGGCCGCUCACAUCACCCCUGACCUCAGGAGGAGAUUUGCCUUCCUCUCAGGUGGCAGAGGUGACAAUGGCAGCCCCAUCAUUGUGUUUCCAGAGUUUCCCUCGUUUGGAGAAAUAACAGACAGAGAGUUCCACAAUGUGCUCAGUUACCUGACCAGCGUUCCCAGCUUGUCGCCAACAGAAGUGGGGUUCAUUCUUGUCAUUGAUCGGAGACAAGACCGAUGGGCAGCUGUCAAGGGGACGCUGCUCCGGAUAGCUGGCGCCUUCCCGGGGAACCUGCAGCUCGUCCUGGUUCUGAGGCCCACCACGCUGCUGCAGCGCACUCUGUCAGACAUCCUCUUCAAGAUGAACAAAGAUGAGUUCAAAAUGAAAGUGCCGGUGAUCAUGCUGAGCUCUCUGACCGAGCUUCACUCCUACAUCGACCGCUCUCAGCUCACCCUGGAGCUCGGGGGGACACAGGCCUACUGCCAUGAGAAGUGGAUCUCCCAUCGCACCGCGAUCGAGGGCUUUGCUUUGAUGGUGAAGAAGAUGGCACAGGCGCUUCAGUCCUUUGGAAUGGAACUGGCCGAAACCGUGCUCCCCAACGAAAUCCAGGCCACGACCGCUCUACUCAACACACACACCAGCAAGAAAAGCAAAAUGGAGGAGGAUCUGUCUGUGACUUUAGGACAAGGCAGCCAACUUCUAGAGAGCAUCAAUGAGCCGGUGGUGCGGGACCCAGACCACAACAUGAACCAGGACGAGCUGGAAAACCUGGCCACCGUGCAAAGGCUGCUCUCCCAGCUGGAUGAGACAGAGAGGGCAUUCGAUGAGUUCUGGCUGAGGCACCAAACCAAACUGGACCAGUGUCUGCAGCUUUGCCACUUUGAGCACAACUACCAGGAGGUGAGCUCUCUGCUGGAACAGGUGGUGGAAAAGCUGGCGUCCUUCUCGGAGGUGGGGAUCAGCCCUGCGCACGCCGACCACAUCAACAGCGAACUCAGCGCCUACGAAAAGAGAGUCUGUGAGGUGCUGGACAGGGCUUCCUCUUUGGCCUGUGAGGGAGAGGAGCUGGUGAAACAAUCCCACUAUGCAGAGCAGUCGAUACAACCUAAAUGCACCACGCUCCGGUCAGCCGGCGACGAUGUGUCCAGCAACUUAAAGGCCAAGAAAGACCAUCUUCUAAAAGCUCUGGAGCUGCACCGCCACCUGGAGAGGGCCUCCAAAUGGUGCGACGAGGGCAUCUUCCUGCUGGCGUCUCAGCCUGUGGACAAGUGUCAGUCCCAGGAGGGCGCAGAGCUGGCCCUGAAGGAGCUGGAGGGGCAUCUGGACAGUUCAGAGGACAAUCGUCUGUCAGAGCUCAGCGACAUCUGGAGCCAGUAUGAAGCUGUCCUCAACACGCAGCUCAGGGAUCAAGUGGAGAAGAUCUUCCAGAAGCAGACGUCCAUGUUGGAGAUGUUUGACAAGAGGAGGAUCAGUUUGAAGAAGCUGGCCACCAAACAGACCAGACCGGUUCAGCCUGUCGCCCCCAGACCAGAGGCUUUCAUCAAGUCCCCUGUCCCCUCUCCUGCUCACAAAGCUCAGCAGGAGAAGAUCUCAGAGCCGGACUCCUGCUCGACAAUCCUCUAUGAGACGGAAAAUGGGCAGUCGCUAAAUGAAGAAAGUAAGAGCCGACAUUCGUCUGUGUCGGAGGAGGAGGAAAACCUGGCUGUGCUCCGCAGACAUGUGAUGAACGAGCUGCUUGAAACGGAGAGAGCCUAUGUGGAAGAGCUGCUGUGUGUUCUCCAGGGCUAUGCUUCAGAGAUGGAUAACCCAGCAAUGGCCCCCCUCAUCCCUGCUCCUCUGCAGAAUAAAAAGGAGAUUUUGUUCGGCAACAUGCCAGAAAUCUACCACUUCCAUAAGAGAACUUUCCUCAGAGAGUUGGAGCUGUACACUGACUGUCCAGAGUUGGUGGGAAGAUGUUUUCUUCAGCGUAUGACUGACCUGCAGAUCUAUGAGAAGUACUGCCACAACAAGCCUCGCUCUGAAAGUCUGUGGCGGCAGUGCUCCGACUGUGCCUUUUUCCAGGAGUGUCAGAGGAAGUUGGAACAUAAACUGGGUUUGGAUUCUUAUCUGCUCAAACCUGUUCAAAGAAUUACCAAAUAUCAGCUUCUGUUGAAGGAAAUGCUGAAGUACAGUAAGGGACGUGAGGGAACGGAGGACCUGCAGGACGCUCUCACCUCCAUCUUGGGAAUCCUCAAGGCUGUAAACGACUCCAUGCACCUUAUCGCUAUUACGGGAUACGAGGGAAAUCUGACUGAGCUGGGGAAACUCCUGAUGCAAGGUUCCUUCAGCGUGUGGACAGAGCAUAAGAAAGGCCACGCCAAAGUGAAAGACCUGGCGCGGUUCAAACCCAUGCAGAGACACCUGUUCCUCCACGAGAAAGCCCUGCUGUUCUGCAAACGGAGAGAGGAGAACGGCGAGGGCUACGAGAAAGCCCCGUCCUACAGCUUCAAACAGUCACUCAGCAUGAGCGCAAUUGGCUUCACUGAAAAUGCCAAAGGGGACAACAAAAAGUUUGAAAUCUGGUCCAACUUUAGAGAAGAGGUCUAUAUUGUGCAGGCUCCCAGCGCUGAAGUGAAGACUGUUUGGGUGAACGAGAUCAGAAAGGUUUUGACGACGCAGCUUGAGGCGUGCAGAGAAGCCAGCCAGCAGAGGGCGCCAGAGAACAUUUUCCAGUUUCCUCCAGUAACAGGAGGAGUUGUGAGCCUGAGCCCUUUUAGGACGGCACAGAGGUCUAUGAAGAAGGGAGAGGAGAGGAGAGCAGAACCAGGCAGCCCCGACAUAAACUCUUCACCAAAACCAGGCAGAAAAGAAGACUCUCUCAUAUGCCCAAUCUCAGACAGAGCGGCUGUUGCUAAAAAACGCUUUACAUUACAGGGCUUUAGUAACCUCAAAGCCCCGAAAGACUUCUCAGCUACAGAUGAUAAAAGUUUUACAUUACCAUUGAUGAUCCUACCACCUCCAGACUCUCCAUCGAGCCCUGACCACAAGUCGAAACGGCAGAGUGAUCCCACACCGUUUGGUUUCAAAGAUGCUGGUCCCCCAAACCCUCACCUGAGCAGAAUUAGGUGGUUCAGCACCACUAGUGUCCUUCACACUAAGUGGAGAGGAUGGAGCAAGGCCUCUAUGUCCCUGAGCGCCUCCGAGGAACACGACGGCUACUCGAGCGCUGAGGAUCCACUGAACUCAGACAAUGAGGAGGACGCAGACAAGAAACUGUGUGUUGGAAAAUACAUGGUGAAUAUUGACAUCGAAGGGGAAGGCUCUGAAGACGUGUCUGUGAAGAGUGGAGACAUGGUCCAGUUAGUCCGAGAGGGCGAAAACAAUCAGUGGUUUGUCCGCAACCUUAGCACGUCAAAAGAGGGUUGGAUCGCUGCUUCCAAUCUUAUUUCACUGGUGAAAAAGUCCAAGUCGUGUCAGUCCCUCAACAGCUCAGAAGGCAGUGGCUCCGGAAACCUGAGCUCGUCGUCCAGCUGCAGCGAGACCUACGCCGGCUUUGCGGACAUCAAACCGUGA
Messenger RNA from Knipowitschia caucasica, 3621 nucleotides. The record is from the annotation of a GenBank genome assembly. NCBI's taxonomy places the organism in Eukaryota, Metazoa, Chordata, Actinopteri, Gobiiformes, Gobiidae.